Phacochoerus africanus (Common warthog) is the source of this 715-nucleotide messenger RNA. RefSeq names its product glutamic acid-rich protein-like. The record is from RefSeq and is a predicted model, not a curated record. The transcript is spliced from 10 exons. The annotation marks the transcript as partial. Lineage: Eukaryota; Metazoa; Chordata; Mammalia; Artiodactyla; Suidae.
AUGUCGAGUCCAAGUUUGGUGGACGGGGCGGACGAUGAAAGCUCAUGUAUCGUGGAGAGACUGUGUGAGACCGACCUCGCUGAGAGCAACCUUGCCGAAAGUGAUAGAGACUCGGUGGCGGAGAGCACCGACUGCCGCCAGGAUGAGGAGGCUGCAGCAAUGCACGACGAUGUCGUGGAGGCCGGUGGGAGUGAGAAGACCGAGGAGGAGGCCCGGGCUGGGGAAGAUGAGGACGAGGCGGCCCCAGUACCUGAGGUGGAGGAGGAGGAGGAGGCGGGCCGGCCCCGUGGAAAUGGCCAGCAGGAGUCCCCAGCCAUCGCCUGGGCUGAGCCGGAAGACGAGCCUGGCCCCAAGGUGGACGGGGCGGACGAUGAAAGCUCAUGUAUCGUGGAGAGACUGUGUGAGACCGACCUCGCUGAGAGCAACCUUGCCGAAAGUGAUAGAGACUCGGUGGCGGAGAGCACCGACUGCCGCCAGGAUGAGGAGGCUGCAGCAAUGCACGACGAUGUCGUGGAGGCCGGUGGGAGUGAGAAGACCGAGGAGGAGGCCCGGGCUGGGGAAGAUGAGGACGAGGCGGCCCCAGUACCUGAGGUGGAGGAGGAGGAGGAGGCGGGCCGGCCCCGUGGAAAUGGCCAGCAGGAGUCCCCAGCCAUCGCCCGGGCUGAGCCGGAAGACGAGCCUGGCCCCAAGGUGGACGGGGCGGACGAUGAAAGCU